AGCUCGCGCGCCCUUUUGACAGAAAAGGUGGAUGGCAAAAGAAAAAAAAAAGGGCUUUCCGCCCGUGGAACCUCGGCGCGCGCGUAUCCGUUUCGAAGUAGCCUGCGGAGGAGUAGCGUGAGGAUCGAGGAAGCUCGUAGCCGCAAUGGUGAUAGAUUCCUAGCGUCAUGUCGCAUCAGCUGGUAGCACCAAGCAUCCUGAGGUCGUGUGCUAAGGUUGCAUUGUAGAAAGCCUUGGUCCGCGUACAUAAUGAAGGCCGUGCCGCGUUUUCUGCGACUGGGCGACCAGCCGAAGGAUCUACUCCGUGCUACGACUCUUCCUUUUUCUCUUCUUUUCUAGAAAAGUUGCGGGCGGCCAUUGCGUUGUGCCUCUGCCCAAACUUGUCUCUUGAUAUAAUUGUAUACGCGGUCGUUCUUUGCAAUCGCUGCAAUGGGUUCCCCGUCAGACGACGGCAAGACGGCGCCGACCCGAGAUGCCGUCGAGACUCAGAGCAUUUCCACUGGCAGUGAUGAAGAUGUCAUUCCCAAGGGUGCCCUCGAUCCUGUAUACGAGGCAAAGGCCAAAGUGCUGAAUCACGCUAUUCAAGACAUUGGCAUGGGAUGGUAUCAAUGGCAGCUCUUCUUCGUCGUCGGCUUUGGUUGGGCUUCCGAUAACCUCUGGCCAAUCGUCACAUCCCUCAUCUUUACACCCAUCAACAAUGAGUUUUCCCCCAACCGCCCGCCGCUCCUGACUCUGGCCCAAAACAUUGGUCUUUUGGCCGGUGCCGUCUUCUGGGGCUUCGGAUGCGACAUCUUCGGUCGGAAAAUCGCCUUCAACUUCACUCUCGGCUUGACUGCGCUCUGGGGAAUGGUGGCUGCUGGUGCUCCCAACUUUGCAGCCAUUGGCAUCUUCGACUGCUUCUGGUCCUUUGGUGUUGGUGGCAAUCUGCCCGUCGACUCGGCCAUCUUUCUCGAAUUUUUGCCCGCGACUCACCAAUACCUGUUGACUAUCCUGUCUGUGGACUGGGCAAUUGCUCAAGUCGUUGCCAACUUGAUUGCUUGGCCUCUUCUGGGUAACUUGACUUGCGCUCAGGACGAGAAGCCAUGUCUCAAGCACAACAAUAUGGGCUGGCGAUACUUCCUCAUUACCAUGGGUGGAAUCACGCUUCUCAUGUUCUUGGCUCGAUUCUUGCUCUUCUCCCUUUACGAGUCGCCCAAGUACCUCAUGGGCAAGGGCCUAGAUGAGGAGGCCGUCCGAGUAGUUCACGAGGUUGCCAAGCGCAACGGUAAGACGAGCUCGCUCACAAUCGAAGACCUCAAGGCUUGCGAACCCGAAGGCUAUGUAUUCCAGGCAGAUAUUUCUACCGCUGUCAAGAGAACCCUAGUUCAAAAGAUUGACACUACGCAUGUUAAAGCCUUGUUCUCAACCUUCAAGCUCGGCUUGUCGACCAGCCUCAUCGCUGCUAUUUGGGCGCUCAUCGGUCUCGGUUUCCCUCUUUACAACGCCUUUCUGCCAUUCAUUCAGGCCAACAAGGGUGUUGACUUUGGUGAUGGAAGCACAUAUCUCACUUACCGUAACAGUUUGAUCAUUGCUGUACUUGGUGUUCCCGGAGCUUUGAUCGGAGGUCUGCUUGUCGAGCUCCCUCGAAUUGGCCGCAAGGGAACGCUCGCUCUUUCUGCUGCUCUGACUGGUGUCUUCCUGUACUGCUCCACGACCGCCAAGAGCAGUGAAUCUCUUCUUGGAUGGAACUGUGCCUACAACUUCUGCAGCAACGUCAUGUAUGCUGUGCUCUAUGGUUACACCCCUGAGAUCUUCCCUACUCCUCAGCGCGGUACUGGCAAUGCCAUUGCUGCUACUGCUAACCGAAUUUUCGGUAUCAUGGCUCCUAUCAUCGCCAUGUUUGCCAACCUCGAGACAUCCGCGCCCGUAUAUACAAGCGGCGCCUUGUUUAUCGCUGCCGGUGUUCUUACCCUUUUCCUGCCAUUCGAAUCACGCGGAAAGGCAGCACUGUAAGGGGUCUAGAGAGCCAAUUAAUUCGUUUGUAUAUAGAACAAAGGAGGAUGGUGUGGUAUUGGGAGCGAAGUUGCAAAAGAGUAAUGAUAGUGUGAUACCCAAGGUAGUUUCUAUUCAAUGGAUAGUGACGGUUCAUUUGGCAUAAUUUCAGCAACAGUGA
Messenger RNA from Trichoderma harzianum CBS 226.95, 2152 nucleotides. RefSeq lists its product as hypothetical. Gene Ontology annotation, biological process: transmembrane transport. Gene Ontology annotation, cellular component: membrane. The transcript is spliced from 3 exons. The coding region runs from base 430 to 1992 and encodes 520 amino acids. Lineage: Eukaryota; Fungi; Ascomycota; Sordariomycetes; Hypocreales; Hypocreaceae. Gene Ontology annotation, molecular function: transmembrane transporter activity. The record is from RefSeq and is a predicted model, not a curated record.